Molecule: messenger RNA, 2218 nt
Organism: Panicum hallii
Lineage: Eukaryota; Viridiplantae; Streptophyta; Magnoliopsida; Poales; Poaceae
Exons: 1
Coding region: 1-1995 (664 amino acids)
Source: RefSeq, a predicted model, not a curated record
AUGGCGGCGGCGGCGGCGGCUGCAGCGUGCCGGCGAGCCGUGUCCUACACCCUCCUCGGCCCGCCAGCGGAGAGCCUCCGCGCCGCGGCGAGGGCGACCGCGCCCGCGAUCGGCGACAUGUUCCCCGAUCUGCUCGACGCCAACUUCAACAAGGCGAACCCGCAGCCGGCGAAGGCGCGCACGGAGAACGCGUCGCCGACGUUCGUCACCUCGGGGGACCCCUGCCUCGACUUCUUCUUCCACGUCGUGCCCGGGACCCCGGCGUCGUCCAUCAUCUCCCUCCUCGCCGACGCGUGGUCCGCGGAGCCGGUCACCGCGCUCCGCCUCGCGUGCAACCUCCGCGGCGUGCGCGGCACGGGCAAGUCCGACCGCGAGGGCUUCUACGCCGCCGCGCUCUGGAUGCAUGGCUGCCACCCCGCCACGCUCGCCCUCAACGCGCGCCCCAUCGCGGAGUUCGGCUACCUCAAGGACCUCCCCGAGAUCCUCCACCGCAUCAUCCACGGCGGCGUCUCGACGAGGACCCCCGGGAAGAAGGCCCGCCUCGCCGCCUCAGGAGGUGGCUUCGUCGCUCGCGGCGGGGUCGGCUUCCGGGGUGCCCGCGGCGGCUGCCAUCGCUUCUUUGGUUCCCGCCAGGCGCAUUCGACUCGAUGCACGGGGAAGAAGCCACGCCGCUUCGGCACGAGGGAGGAGCGCGUCGCUGCCGCCAACGAGCGCGACCGGAAGAUCGCGGCCGACGCGGCCGUCGAGCGCAGGAAGAGGCGCGCGGAGGCCUCGGCCAGAGCCGUCGACAGGUAUUCCCGUGACCCAACCUACCGGCAACUGCACGACUGCACGGCGGACUUGUUCGCCGACCUCCUCGCCGAGGACAUGAAGAAGCUCGCCGACGGCAAGGUCAACGAUAUCUCGCUCGCCGCGAAGUGGUGCCCGUCGGUGGACAGCUGCUACGACCGCUCCACGCUCAUUUGCGAGGCCAUCGCGCGCCGCCUCUUCUCCAAGGGCUCGUCCUCCGAGCUCCCCGAGGACUUGGAGGACGAGUACUAUGCCUACCGCGUGCGCAAACUUCUCCACAAGGCGGCGCUCGUGCCUCUCCGUCGCGCCCUCAAGCUCCCCGAGAUCUUCAUCUCCGCGAACGCGUGGGGCGACGUUGUGUACCCGCGUGUGGCCUCCGUGGCCAUGAACAACUACAAGGAAUUCUUCCUCAAGCACGACGCCGAGCGCUUCGGGCUAUACCUCGCCGACGUGAAGUCCGGCAAGGUGAAAAUCGCGGCGGGCGCCCUUCUUCCCCACGAGAUGCUGCAGUCAUUCGGCGACGAGGUCGCCGCACUGCAGUGGGAGCGCAUGGUCUCCGAUGUUCGGGGGCUCGGCAAGCUCAACAACUGCAUCGCUGUGUGCGACGUGUCGGGCAGCAUGUACGGCCUCCCCAUGGACGUCUGCAUCGCGCUCGGUCUCCUCAUCUCCGAACUCAGCGAAGAGCCGUGGCACCACCGUGUCAUCACCUUCAGCGCCCGGCCUGAGAUACAUCAGAUCACUGGCAAUACCCUUUGGGAGAAGUCAGGCUUCAUCCGUCAUAUGCACUGGGGCUAUAACACCAACUUCCAGGCAGUGUUCGACAAGCUCCUCAGCGUCGCUGUCGCCGGCAAGCUGCCCCCAGAGCGAAUGGUGAAGAAGGUGUUCGUGUUCAGCGACAUGGAGUUCGACCAGGCGUCGUCGAAUCCGUGGGAGACAGACUACGAGGCGAUCACGAGGAAGUUCACGGAGGCUGGGUACGGCGAGGCGAUCCCGGAGAUAGUGUUCUGGAACCUGCGCGACUCACGAUCCGUGCCGGUGACCUCGGAGCAGAAGGGGGUGGCGCUGGUGAGUGGCUACUCCAAGAACAUGAUUAAGCUGUUCCUUGACGGCGAGGAGGUCGUGCCAGACAAGAUCUCGACGCCGAGGGAAGUCAUGGAUAAGGCCAUCUCAUGGCCGGAGUAUGAGAAGCUCAUCGUCUUCGAUUGAUCGGCUUAUGCUGUCCUAGGAACUUCGUGCUGCCUCACUGGAUGAACUGAAUACCCUGUUUUCUAUCUUGUUUCUUGUCUUUUGUGUCGGUCCUACAAUAGAAUUGGAGAUAAUGUGGACUGUUUAGGAACGGAAUGAACUCUGUUUCUCGUUGAUUUCGUGUACGUAUGUUCUCUAUGUAAAUUCGGAUUUCAAGUAGUUUGAUCUGGUCUCUGUUUUGCUG